Messenger RNA from Melanotaenia boesemani (Boeseman's rainbowfish), 3263 nucleotides. RefSeq names its product minamoto (gene meioc). Gene Ontology annotation, biological process: mRNA stabilization; female meiosis I; meiotic cell cycle. The record is from RefSeq and is a predicted model, not a curated record. Gene Ontology annotation, cellular component: nucleus; cytoplasm. Bases 201 to 2489 code for a protein of 762 amino acids. The transcript has 8 exons. NCBI's taxonomy places the organism in Eukaryota, Metazoa, Chordata, Actinopteri, Atheriniformes, Melanotaeniidae.
CAGCCAAUGCACGUUCAGGUCGCGAGGACAACAUCGUACCCUGGCUGGGUGGAACCGGGAGGAGGGGGGGUACUCUCGGAGCUCUCGAGGAUAACUGUUCUGAAUGUGGAGAAAGCUGUGACACUCCAUAAAGUUAAUAGUUUUUCUAAAACUGCAUUCUGACCAGUAAUGGAGUACUGAAGUAUCGCACGGAGCUCAGAAUGGCCUUCGACGGGCAUCAGAGUAAAUUUUCAAAUUCCCUCUUCCAGCCAUGUCCGCGACAGACAGGUGUUAAUGUGGGAGGUAUAAACAAUGGAAGUGUUCCAGUUCCCUUUGUUUCCAUCCCAAGUACCUCACAUCAGGAGCAGGCAUCUUAUGUGCCCUGGUCUCAUAAUACACAAGAUAAGCCAUAUGAAGCUUUUGGUUAUAACCAGGCCAGCAAUAAAAGCAGGAAACCAACUGAUAAUGCUGACUGUGAUGGUGAAGCAGAUCUGCAGGGUCUGGUUUCAAAUAUUUUGGAUGAAACAGAAUCGUGGGAUAGCUACUGUAGUGAGAGCUUACCUACAGACAAUCCCAUCUGGUCUCCAAAGAUACUGAGAGAAGAACUGCUACAAUAUUUUCAUUCAGAGGCAAAAAUGCUCCACAACUCUUCCUUUCCCUCAAAUGAUUUAUUCCAUGAGAUUUUCAGUAAAGCACAGGAACAGUCAGUGGAUAAAGAAGUUGAUGAGCUGAAUCAACAGUCCAGUGGUCUUGCAACCAAACGGUGGCCUUUUAGUUAUCCCAAUGGAGACAGUCAUUCCUUCCGUUCUCACAAACUUCCACCAGGUCUACCAGUGCCCAACACAGUGAAAACCGACUCGUGCCAAAUUCAACAGAGCAGAAAUGUCACCAUGCCAGCUUAUAAUGACAAAGGGACUGAUCAGCCUAUGAAUAACUUCCUGGGGCUUGGUGACAUCUUCAGACCGCAAAAUGAAAUAAAUGGCUCCUGCUUGGAUGCUUUCUAUGACAAUGGCAACACCCAAAGUGGUGCACAUCCCAUUUGUAAUGAGCAGUAUGUUCCAGAAUACAUGAACCAGCUGGUCAACAGUUUUCAGUCAUUUAUGGCUAACGAGCAUGAUAAUCCAUACAAGCACACAGUGGGUAUGCGUAAAGAAGAUGUCAUGGCUGAACAAUGGAAAACCAGCAGUAAUGCAAUGUCAUCACAAAGUACUCCUACAAUGCAGAUCCCAAAACAACUGUUUGGGGACUUCAAGGCAGGCCAGAAAGGAAGAAUGAAGAAACAAACAUUUAAUCUUGAUGCCCUUCAAGACCCUCACCACACAGAGUAUUUACAGCAAACAAAGCCAUUCUCUGCACCGCUAAACCUCCCAAACCAGUACCAAAACAAGAUGAUGAUGAACAGAGAAAAUAUGAGUGUUAGCAUGAAUCAGUAUUCAAAGCAUCACAUGCAACAGGAGCAAUUACAAAGAAAGAUCAAGCCACACAUGCAGAAAGAAAAAAAAGUAAUGCAUAUGUCUGGAAUUUUUGGAGAACGCUUCCCAAGGAUGCAACAGACCAAAACUUGCAUGACAGACAGAGAUAGACAUCCCUUCUCACAAACCCCAUACAUGAGUUUUCAGGGGAGGGCACAGUCUCAGAGAUUUGAUGGAGAAAGAAAUAUGGUCACUGUAGGAAAUAGACAGCUGCUGACAUCUUUCAUGUAUCCUGUAAAUGACCUUCAGAGGCACUCCAACUUUCCCAUCAACUCAACCUUCGGCUCUAGAUCAUCUCUUUCAUGUGGAAAUGGUGUUGCUGAUAUGGGUGGCGUGGUGUCAGCUCAUGAGGCUGCAGCUUUAAACUCCUAUUCAAGGGACAUGUGGACCCAAAGAAGAGAGAGCACUUUUCCUGGCAUGGUUUCAGCUGUACCACCAUCACUCAUGAUGAGUCAAGGAACACCUGUGAUCCAGCUUCCCCUCUACCUAGAUGAGUGUUACGAACAGUGGAAGUGUUUGGAGAAGGAGAGAAAGAGGACCGAGAUCAUCCUUACAAAAACCUUUCCAGGGAAAAGGACCUCAUCAGUAACCAACACCAACCUGCCCAAAACCCCACCAAACCCCACAAGAGUUGAUCAUCUCAUUGCUAAACAUAUGAGAGAACAAGCUAAGGUGGCAGGUAUGCUGGAAAGAAUGGAGAGUCUGUGUGGCAUUCCCCUACACAUCAAUAUUCAAACAGCACUGAAGAGCCAUCACAUGGCUAUUUGUAUCAUGCAAGCAAGAUGCCAGGAGAGUGCGAACACAACCAAACUACAGCAGCAGGGAUUUCAUUUCACAGAGGGCAAAGACACCUUUUUGAUGGUCAUGGCACUGAAAGACCUCACUGCUACUACCAGGAGGCUCUGCUCAGCUUUGGGGUGUGCCCUCCAGAUGACACUGCCGAAACCUACCAAGACGCAGAGCCACCAUGUUUACGAGGAGGCCACAUGCACAGAGAGGUGCUCCUCUCCAUUUCAGGGGUGCUCUUUUCAGUUAUGAAUUAGCUGGCCACAAGUAUGAGUUAAAGGUGUAGAUUAAGGUGGUAGAAACAAGUGCUCUUAUGUUAUUACUUAGCUUCAAGUAAAAGUAGCAUUUUAUCUGCAUAAUAGUGAUCACAGCAGAAAAUGAGUUGACCAUUUGAAGCUUGAAAACCAAACUGUUUUGGCAUCAAAGAGCUUCUUUUGUUGGGUCAGAGUUGCAUGAAAUUUAGGUUACCCUGCUGCAUCUUAAUUUCAUUUAAUUAGUGUCAGCUUCAAAUCAACACAAAUCUUGUACCAUCACUGUUGUAUUUAAAGACACUAUUUAUGUGGAAGAUUUCAUUGAAUUCUUCAUUUUAAUUAUUUAUUACAUACAGCUAAUCCCAAAUUUCUAAGUAUUCCCAAGCAAUAAUUCAAUCAUAAGGCCAAUAGUUGAGAAUUAGCCUGCUAAGUAUUCAUUUGUUUUCUGAAUUGUUCCAAUCAAUUUCUGCUAAUUUGGGUUUUCUUAUGUAACCUUAACAGACUGUAAUCAGAAGUUUUUUUUUUUAAUCUGUAAGUUGAUUUGAAAUAUACCAACAAUACUCAGGCUUCUGAAAAAAGGGUCAACACAUUUAAAUAUUAAUCAUACAUCCCAUUAGAAAUAGUGCUAAAGAUCAUAUCAGUGAAAUGUGACAGCAAAGUUAAAGGUUUUCUCCAUGCAGUGUAUCUUUUAAAACUUGUUACAUCCAAAUUAAAACUUGACCAAAAUGUUCCAGUUAUGAAACUUUAAAUCUCUUUAAAUAUUAAGUUGAAAAAG